Bacillus rossius redtenbacheri is the source of this 1215-nucleotide messenger RNA. Its product is annotated as fap1 adhesin-like. Bases 1 to 1215 code for a protein of 404 amino acids. The transcript is spliced from 5 exons. NCBI's taxonomy places the organism in Eukaryota, Metazoa, Arthropoda, Insecta, Phasmatodea, Bacillidae. The record is from RefSeq and is a predicted model, not a curated record.
AUGUUCGUGCCACAGAAGCCAACUUACGAGUGCGCUCCUUUAGUGUCAACAAACAACAACAACAACAACAACAACAACAUAAACAACGACAAAAACUCCGAGUCCGAGUCCGAGUCCGUGUCCGAGUCCGAGUCCGAGUCCGAGUCCGAGUCCGUGUCCGUGUCCGUGUCCGUGUCCGUGUCCGAGUCCGAGUCCGAGUCCGAGUCCGAGUCCGUGUCCGUGUCCGAGUCCGAGUCCGAGUACGUGUCCGUGUCCGUGUCCGUGUCCGUGUCCGAGUCCGUGACCGUGUCCGUGUCCGUGUCCGUGUCCGAGUCCGAGUCCGUGUCCGAGUCCGAGUCCGAGUCCGAGUCCGAGUCCGUGUCCGAGUCCGUGUCCGAGUCCGUGUCCGAGUCCGAGUCCGAGUCCGAGUCCGAGUCCGUGUCCGUGUCCGAGUCCGAGUCCGUGUCCGAGUCCGAGUCCGUGUCCGAGUCCGUGUCCGAGUCCGAGUCCGAGUCCGAGUCCGUGUCCGAGUCCGUGUCCAAGUCCGUGUCCGAGUUUGUGUCUGAGUCCGUGUCCGAGUCCGUGUCCGAGUCCGUGUCCGAGUCCGUGUCCGAGUCCGUGUCCGUGUCCUCCGUGUCCGUGUCCGAGUCCGUGUCCGAGUCCGUGUCCGAGUCCGUGUCCGUGUCCGAGUUCGUGUCCGAGUUCGUGUCCGUGUCCGAGUCCGUGUCCGAGUCCGUGUCCGAGUCCGUGUCCGUGCCCGAGUUCGUGUCCGAGUUCGUGUCCGUGUCCGAGUCCGUGUCCGUGUCCGUGUCCGUGUCCGAGUCCGUGUCCGAGUCCGAGUCCGUGUCCGAGUCCGUGUCCGAGUCCGUGUCCGUGUCCGAGUUCGUGUCCGAGUUCGUGUCCGAGUCCGAGUCCGAGUCCGAGACCGUGUCCGUGUUCGUGUCCGAGUCCGAGUCCGUGUCCGUGUCCUCCGUGUCCGAGUCCGUGUCCGAGUCCGUGUCCGUGUCUGAGUCCGAGUCCGUGUCCGAGUCCGUGUCCGUGUCCGUGUCUGUGUCCGUGUCCGAGUCCGUGUCCGAGUCCGUGUCCGAGUCCGUGUGCGUGUCCGUGCUGGUGCAGAGAUUACGAAGGAGCACUGCAGAAGCCAGGCAGGCUUCGAAGAGCCCCACUUGGCAGCCCAGCCGGCUGCAGACGUGCAGCUCGCGAUACUCCCACGCGCAUUCGGAGUCGAACAAAUGA